CCCAGGAUGGGGCAGAGGGAAGGGGGAGAUGAGAAAUGGGAGAAUGGGGGAUCGAGGGCGCAGCCCUGCAGCUGACCAGUGAGAGCAAGACCUUCUGGAGGGUGGAAGAGGAGCUGAGCUGGUCUGAGGCCCUGGAGUGCUGCCGGCAGCACCGCACAGACCUGGCCGACCUGCAGAGCAUGAGCGACGGGAGCAACAUCAAGACCCUCUAUUCCCUUACCAGCAGCACCGCGGCCUGGAUCAGCCUCUUCUUCCACGUGCGCCUUGGGGGCCUGAGAUGGUCCAGCGGCUCCACCUUCAGCGUGCCAGUGUGGAGCUCCGCCGUCUUCGAGGAGGGUCUCUGUGCCACUCUGUAUUCAAUAGCCAUUUUCCCCAGCCUGGGGGCCGCCUCGUGCACUGCUCAGAAGCCCUUCAUCUGCUACUACGAUCCUGCCCUGGAGCGCCACACCCUCCUGGAACCGGCUCUCAGCCUGACCACCUCUCCAAAGCCAGCUGAGGUUCAGAUUGGCAAUCUGAACUUCAAGCAAUGUGACCAAGAAAGGAAGUGGCUGGCAGCUGUGAGGUACUGCCGCAGACACCGCACAGACCUGGCUGACCUGCAGACAGUGACUGAGGAGACAGACAAGGAGGCCUUGAAAUCCAUCACGAGUUAGACUGAGGCCUGGAUUGGCCUCUACUUCAGUGAGGCCUCUGGGUCUCUGAGAUGCUCCAGUGACGUGGGUGCCAGCGUCCCGACCUGGCUGCAGGUGCCUGAGUUUGGGGCAGGACUAUGUGCGGGUCUCCGCAGCUACUGGAGCUUCUCCGCCAGAAUUUCUGCAGUGGCCUGCUUUUCCCUGAAACCCUUCAUCUGCUUCCAUGGUGCGGGCCCUCCUGAGUUUGGCUCCUGUGAUGGGAGGCUGGUCAUCAGUGUCUGGUGGGAUCUCUCACAGGCGUGUCGGCUGUGGCGGACCUGGGGGUGCUGUGUCCCCCCUCAUCAGCCCUGCCCUCACACUCACCGGUGGUGUUUUCUUGCACACCCCACCAUUGGACACCGGGAGUCAGCAGCCCUCCCUCAGCUCUCCUACACACCCUCCUCAGAAGUGACCAUGGGGACAACGCCCAGGCCGCACCUGGCGGGGUCAGAAGGCCCUCCUUGCUUCGCCCUGUCUGCGAUGGGUGUGCAGGGCCGGGCGCGGAAAAACCGCGCGCCGCGCACCGCGGUCCCCCCCACCCCACCCCGCAUCCCCUCCCCGGCCGCUCGGCGCAGCGGGCCCCACGGAAGCCUUCUCUCUGGCGUAGGGGCCAGCGCCGGCCCCGCGCAGGGUCCGGCUGAGGCGGCGCGGCUCCCGCAGCUAGUCAGCCCGGAGCCCGCCGAGCUCGGCCCCCGCCCGCCCCCGCCCCCCGCGCCUCCUCCUUCGCGGGCCCUGAGGCGCCAGAGACCCAAGGGACGGCGGCGCCGAGCCCUCCGACCCACCUCGAGAUCCCUGGGGCGGGCCCGGGACGCCGCGGGGGGCGCAGCGGGCCCCUCGCCCGGCUCCACCCGCGGGGCCUUGGCUCAGCCGGGGAUGGCGGCGCCCCCCGGGUCUGCCACGUCCAGCCGGUCCCGCAGCGCCGAGCUUCUGGGUACGGAAGAGAGCACCUCGGAGCCUUCCGGCUCAGGGAGCUCGGCUGGGCCUCAGAGAACAACGGCGCGCCAGGACGCGAUAGCUCCGAGCCAGGCCGCACGCCCGAGACCGCUGGCAGCCGGCCAGAGCCUGAGACAGCUCAGGGGCAGUCACCAAUCUCAGACCACCUUGCUUCUGGCUGUAUUUGCAAUAACUCCUUUAUUUUCCCCUCUUGUAGCUGUGACCAGUGAAAGGAGUGGCACUGAUACGACAGAUGCAGCUAUUGCCACUCAGGCCCAACAUUUGAGCUCAUCUAAUCACCCAGAUUCUAAAGAAAACACUCUAGCACCAAAACCAGGGUAACUCUUUGGAAUCCUGAAAGCAGAUUUUCUUAUCCCAGUUCUGAUGCACCCAGAAGACAUGAAAGACCAAUUUUUGAGUGAGAUCCAAGAAGUCUUAAAGCUUACAUUAGGUCAUGAGCAAUUCAGAUUGAAAUGGGUUGACUUUGAAGUAAACAAAAAAUAGCACACGUCUACUGUGACCUGGAGUCUCCUCACACAAUUUUCUCUGGAUUUUGAGUGAAUUUUAGUUUUUUAAUUCAUAGUAAAACAGAAGUAGAAGUCACUAGAUAUGUGAAGAGGCUAACUGGUGGAAUUUCAGACCUAUACUUAGCCUGUAAGAAAACUACUUAUGGGACCUGCAUCCUGGGGUUUUAAAGAAUGAAGGUAAGCAGAAGAUGGGGGUAUUUGGA
Orcinus orca (killer whale) is the source of this 2334-nucleotide messenger RNA. RefSeq names its product C-type lectin domain containing 20A (gene CLEC20A). The record is from RefSeq and is a predicted model, not a curated record. Lineage: Eukaryota; Metazoa; Chordata; Mammalia; Artiodactyla; Delphinidae.